Molecule: messenger RNA, 1586 nt
Organism: Haplochromis burtoni (Burton's mouthbrooder)
Lineage: Eukaryota; Metazoa; Chordata; Actinopteri; Cichliformes; Cichlidae
Gene: sst5
Product: somatostatin 5
Exons: 2
Coding region: 338-631 (97 amino acids)
Biological process (GO): regulation of cell migration
Cellular component (GO): extracellular region
Molecular function (GO): hormone activity
Source: RefSeq, a predicted model, not a curated record
CCACGCCAUCGUGCCCAGUGAUGACCUUAUCCUGUCCGGUGACACGUCUGUUCACAGCCUCUGUCACACACACACACCUCCUCACUGCCUCGCAGCCAAUCCUCUCCACCAAUCACAUCCUUUUGUUGGCUUGAGGAUGAGGAGGAUUUGAAGAUGAAGGUGCCUAUUUAUCAGCUCAGCUCAUCAUGAUACCCUUCAGCUCCCGCACCUCCUACAUCCCGAUUGGUUAGGGUUUCUUAUAGUUUGGGGAUUUUUGCAGCACCGCACAUCUCCAGCGUUGAAAGCAGAGUCCGGGAACGUAAGAGCUGAGUUGUUCUGUCUGCGGUUCGAGGCGGAGAUGUUUCGCUCUCAGGUGCUUCUCGUGGCUCUGGGUUUGUCUGUGCUGCUGGUGCGGGUGAGCACGGCUCCAUACAGCGACAUGCUGACAGAAACACUGAGAGCAGACCUCACAAAUGACAAGGAUCUGACUCACUGGCUCUUGCUGAAGUUCAUGGCUGAACUGAUGGCGGCGAGAGGAGACGAGACGCGGCGAGGCAGGGAGGAGGUGACGAGGCGACACCUCUCUCUGUCCCAACGAGAGCGCAAAGCAGGCUGCCGCAACUUCUUCUGGAAGACUUUCACCUCCUGUUAACAGCAGGAGUAUCUUUUGUUUUUACGGAUCAGCCGACGCAUGUUUGCUUUCUUUGUGGUAACCGGAUUAUUUACCGUAAGAUAACAAAUGUGCAGAUACUUUAAGUUUAAAGACUAAUAAAAUUAUAUGUUUCAAGACCGGCAGGUACACACUUCUGAAAUAAAUUUUCUGAUUUUAAAUUCUUGCUUUUCUGUGAAGCUGGUACCGAUGAUCCCGAUUCUGUCUGCAUCAAACCCCAGCUUUCCUGGAUCCUACAUUUCCCACAAUGCAAGUUGAUAUCAUCUUUUGGUAAUGUGUUUUUGUUUUUUUCUUACUUUUGAACACAGUGCAGCAGAUAGCAUUAGAGGGAAAUCAUUCACAGAUAGAUACAAGUUACUUUUUUGAUAAAGCCAUUUGAAAACAUGAGUGACUGGCUCAGCUUGCAAUGUAAAAAGCAUUAUAUAAAUCACAGAUAACACUGAUUAACCUGGCGAAUGUAACGAAUACCUGGGCAGCACCAUUACGCAGAAGACGUGGGAGCGUCAAACUGAUAUCAAAGGUGCGUCUACUGAAUAUUUCAGAUGAAUCUCUGUGACCUCAAACUCAAGGUCAAAGGUCAAGUUGUCUAAAAAUUUUGUGAAUGUGAUGAUUUGAGAAGUCACUGAGGUGUAGCACUGAUGGUUGUUUUAAAAGAUUGUUUUAGUUAUCAGCAGCACUUGAUGGUGUUUGUUAAAAUGCCAGAAUCACCUCUUUGCUAACGUUUUAACCACCGAGCUCCAACUCAGCACUUUAAACUGAAUCCACAACAAGGAUCGUAAUCCGUGACUGAAAAGGAGAGAAAACUCCAAGAUCCAAGGAGCGUGACGCAUGCUGGCGUGAUUCAGUGUGUUGAGUGAGUUGCGAGCACUGUGAAAUGUUUAAAAAAAAAAAAAAACAGAUUAGCACAUCACGAGAUAAAUGAAGAGAUGCCGACGAC